CCGAAUUUGUUGAUAAUCUUGAUUAUAAAAAUAUUUUUUCUGAUAUAAAUUUUGUUAAGAUAAUGAAUGAAUUCAGUUAUCGUAUAUUCAUUUCGACGUGUUUUAAAAACAAUAGAAACUCCUCGGAUGAUAAAGCAACCAGCUUUCCCUCCUCUGGAGUUUCCGAGUCCCACCGAUAAAACCACUCAGCAAAGGGUUUUCCAAAAUUACUUCACUUGUAUAACAGCUAAAUAGUGGUUAGUUUCAAAUUGACAGUUAACACCCGGAAGUGUGGGCAGAUCACCUGAAUAUUGCUUGGUCUUAUUUCGUCGAUCCGAUCCAGGAGGAUACGAGUAAAUAUGGAAGGAACAGCCAAAGAUUACGAUAUAUUGUGUGGGAUUAGUCACCAUCCUUACGUGCAAUCAGCUUUAGAUUCGCACUUUCCCAACAUGGAAUGGUCCGACGAAGACGUUAUUUUAGAUAUUGGGUGCGGUCCGGGUAAAAUCACCAAAAAUAUUCUCUUACCAAAUUGCCCAAAAUUAAAGAAAAUCGUUGCCAUCGACAUAGAUCCUAAUUACAUCGAGUAUGCAAGAAAGACUUAUUUUCACGAGAAAAUUGAAUUUAGGAAACAGAAUAUCUUGGAAAAACCGGACCCCGAAGAAGUCGGAAAAUACGAUAAAGUUGUAUCCUUCCACGCGUUUCAUCUUAUACCCGAUUACGAAAAACUGUUUAAUGUUAUAUCUACGCUUUUGAAGCCCGGAGGUCACUUCUUUUUCAUUAUAGUUCCAAACUUUCGAAUAUUCUCGAUAAUUCGUGAUUUAAGUACCGAUAAAGAAUGGACAAAACACAUAAAGGCCGAAGACUUGCUUGCCUUGUUGCCACCGACUGUAUAUUGGGAGGACGUAGAAACUGAAUUUAAAAAUUUCGUUUCCAAGUUUGAUUUACGAGUGACAAAUAUUAAGUGCCAUACUUUAAAGGCGUCAUAUCCUAACAAGAAACAUUUUCUGGAUAUAAGUUUAGCGCUGUUUCCUAGAACAAUCUUCGAAAACUUGGAACCAGAGGUCAAAGAUUACCUUUGGAAACAGGCGCAACCCAUAGUUUUCAAAUAUUGUUCGCAAGAAGAAAAUGGCGAAAUUGCCGUCUCAUAUGAAGCUUUACAAGUCUCGGGAACAAAGAAAACAUAAUUACAUUCACGAUUUCUACUUCUUUAGAAUGGGUUCAGUGAUAGGAAAUAUAAAAAAUGAAUCACUAAAGCAAAACAGAUGGAAGAAGAUUAUUUUUUUGUAAUUAACAGUAAUAAAACUUUAACAUUGUUUUUUUA
Messenger RNA from Centruroides sculpturatus (bark scorpion), 1300 nucleotides. RefSeq names its product juvenile hormone acid O-methyltransferase-like. NCBI's taxonomy places the organism in Eukaryota, Metazoa, Arthropoda, Arachnida, Scorpiones, Buthidae. The transcript is spliced from 5 exons. Bases 339 to 1163 code for a protein of 274 amino acids. The record is from RefSeq and is a predicted model, not a curated record.